Chanos chanos (milkfish) is the source of this 776-nucleotide messenger RNA. It is a transcript of the gene cox7a2l, whose product is annotated as cytochrome c oxidase subunit 7A2 like. Gene Ontology annotation, biological process: regulation of oxidative phosphorylation; mitochondrial respirasome assembly; mitochondrial electron transport, cytochrome c to oxygen. The record is from RefSeq and is a predicted model, not a curated record. The transcript is spliced from 3 exons. Gene Ontology annotation, cellular component: respiratory chain complex IV. Bases 6 to 350 code for a protein of 114 amino acids. NCBI's taxonomy places the organism in Eukaryota, Metazoa, Chordata, Actinopteri, Gonorynchiformes, Chanidae.
ACAAAAUGUAUUAUAAGUUUAGUGGCUUCACUCAAAGAUUGACAGGAUCCGCACCGUCUUCAGCGUAUAACCCACAGGGCUUGAGAGCCAGCGUACCCACAGAAACACCCGCAAUGAUCUUUGCUACGCCAACCAAAGUGGUUGGUUCUGACGCAGUGGCAGAAUACAUGGGUGCUAACAAGGUUCCUGAUCUUCAGAGAAUAUUCCAGACGUCAGACGGGAUCCCAGUUCAUCUCAAGCGCGGCGUUCCAGACCGCCUGCUCUACAGAACCACCAUGGCUCUAACAAUUGGUGGCGCUCUCUACUGUCUGGUGGCCCUGUAUAUAGCCGCGCAGCCUAAAAACAAGUGAACGUCGACCUGCGUCUUCGCUUCACCUUCCAUGAACUUUUCAAUGACUGUAAAACAUUAUUGCUAAUUUAUUUUUUAAAUCAUCGUCACCUUGACAACAGCGCUGGAGCCUGAUGAACACAGAGGCAACCCAAGCUGGCCUCUCGAAACCCAUCAUUGGUUUACAUUCCCUCUGCACUGACCCAGAAAGACAAAGCCCUCUCUCAAUGAAAUACAAUCUAUUAUAUGUAAAGACAGAGUGCAAGGUGUAAAUAUUUGUUAUGACGCCAUCACGAUUUAGACGCAUACAAUAAACCAGUUGUCAUUUUAGAGAGUCGCAGUUAGAGAAGAGCUAGAAAACUGAGACCAUUUGCCUCUCCACCAUCUUCAGUACUGGUCUGGUCUGAACGUUAAACCGCAUUUGAUAGUCAAAGGGUGUUGAUGAAUG